AGGGAGUGCUCUGUAAAUGUUUGUUGAGUGAGAAUGAAUGUUUGGAGAUAAUUAAAAUACAAGGCAGAAAAGAAAAAGCAUUCUAAUAGGUAUUUACGAAACAUGCAUGGGUCAGAGAGGGGGAGAUUAACUCCAAAUGAGGCAUCUAAAAAGGCCUUACAGAAGAGGGGGCAGUUAAUCUGGGUCUUGAAGGGCAGUGGUGAAUAGGAAUUUACCAGAGACAGAAAAUGAGUUUGUGAUGGAGGGAGGGUAUUGUGAAAGAAGAUUCCAGGCUGAGAAAUCAAUGUUAGCAAGGGAGGAAGUCAUGAGCAUGCAUGAUGCCUUCAAGAAACUGAGUCAUCCAGUGGCUUAAGUGGGUGCUUUGCAAGAGGAGGCGAGAGGAGGAAGAAGACAGUUCUCAGAGGACCUGGAAGACAUGCCAGAGGGUUGCAGACAGCACAGAGCAGAACUGGAGCUGGCCAUUAGGGUCACCCUUUACGCAGUGAUCUUUCUGAUGAGCGUUGGAGGAAAUGUGCUCAUCAUCGUGGUCCUGGGACUGAGCCGCCGCCUGAGGACUGUCACCAACGCCUUCCUGCUCUCACUGGCAGUCAGCGACCUCCUGCUGGCUGUGGCUUGCAUGCCUUUCACCCUGCUGCCCAAUCUCAUGGGCACGUUCAUCUUUGGCACAGUCGUCUGUAAGGCGGUUUCCUACCUCAUGGGGGUGUCUGUGAGUGUGUCCACACUAAGCCUCGUGGCCAUCGCCCUGGAGCGAUACAGUGCCAUCUGCCGACCGCUGCAGGCACGCGUGUGGCAGACGCGUUCCCACGCGGCUCGUGUGAUUAUAGCCACGUGGAUGCUCUCUGGACUGCUCAUGGUGCCCUACCCGGUGUACACCGCCGUACAGCCAGCAGGAAGGGCCCGUGUGCUGCAGUGCGUGCAUCGCUGGCCCAAUGCGCGCGUCCGCCAAACCUGGUCGGUCCUGCUGCUCCUGCUCUUGUUCUUCGUCCCGGGUGUGGUCAUGGCUGUGGCCUACGGGCUCAUCUCCCGCGAGCUCUGCUUAGGACUUCGCUUUGACGAAGACCGUGACAAGGAGAGCCAGAGCCGAGGCCCAAGCCAAGGAGGGCUGCGGAGUGGAGCGGCACCUGGUCCUGCCCACCCAAAUGGGCGUUGCCUGCCCGAGAAUGGGCUGUCUGGCGAGGAUGGUGAUGGCUGUUACGUGCAGCUUCCGCGCUCCCGGCAGACCCUGGAGCUGUCCGCGCUGACUGCGCCCACUCCUGGGCCAGGAUGUGGCCCCCGGCCCUACCAGGCCAAGCUGUUGGCUAAGAAGCGCGUGGUGCGGAUGUUGCUCGUGAUCGUUGUGCUUUUUUUCCUGUGUUGGUUGCCACUGUAUAGUGCCAACACGUGGCGUGCCUUCGACAGCUCUGGUGCACACCGCGCACUUUCAGGAGCGCCGAUCUCUUUCAUCCACUUGCUGAGCUACGCCUCAGCCUGUGUCAACCCCCUGGUCUACUGCUUCAUGCACCGUCGCUUUCGCCAGGCCUGCCUUGAGACGUGUGCCCGCUGCUGCCCCAGGCCUCCACGAGCUCGCCCCAGGCCUCUUCCCGAUGAGGACCCUCCCACCCCUUCCAUUGCUUCCCUCUCCAGACUGAGCUACACCACCAUCAGCACACUGGGGCCUGGCUGAGGGGUAGAGGGGGAGUGGAGGCUGAGGCAGGACACACCCAUUCCUACAAGCAGGGACCCAUCCAGACACACGAGAGACACACACCCACUGACAUAGGAGACCGACACCCAAAAGCAUGGACUAAUCCCAAUGCACCGGUGCGCCCACACCCCCGCCCCCAAACACACAAGUGGCUUACCUGACACAAAAGAAACAAACCAGACUGCCACAUAGGAAAUUAGGCACACUCUUGAUAUGGGACUGAGCCUGGCACACAGAAACAUGGCACUGACCUUAGACAUACACACAGCAGCCCUAGCAAUGGACUCUCCGUACAUAGGGGAAACUCAGAGAGGCUGGCCUGCCUCUCUCUCAUACACACAUGGUGAUGGCACUGCUUCUCUAGGGCUCCGGAGCCUGGCAAGGUACUGACUCCUGAGAUGCUCCAGGCUGCCCCCAGUUUGACCUCACAGUGCUCUUCCCCAUUUCAGCACUGAAAAUACCAACCAGCAUAAUCUCACACUGCCCUGACCAACAGGCCAUUUUGCACUGAAAAGGCCCUUCAUUCCUUUCCAGUUCAAUACUAUGCCCCUGCCCCUCAUCCCUCACCCAAACUCUUCAAGAAAUAAAAAUGACUUGGCUUC
Zalophus californianus (California sea lion) is the source of this 2286-nucleotide messenger RNA. RefSeq names its product cholecystokinin B receptor (gene CCKBR). The record is from RefSeq and is a predicted model, not a curated record. Gene Ontology annotation, biological process: phospholipase C-activating G protein-coupled receptor signaling pathway. The coding region runs from base 416 to 1663 and encodes 415 amino acids. The transcript has 5 exons. Gene Ontology annotation, molecular function: gastrin receptor activity; cholecystokinin receptor activity. NCBI's taxonomy places the organism in Eukaryota, Metazoa, Chordata, Mammalia, Carnivora, Otariidae. Gene Ontology annotation, cellular component: plasma membrane.